Molecule: messenger RNA, 2997 nt
Organism: Dimorphilus gyrociliatus
Lineage: Eukaryota; Metazoa; Annelida; Polychaeta; Dinophilidae
Source: the annotation of a GenBank genome assembly
GUUGCUAUAGCAAUCGCAAUGGCCACCGACGCAAACAGAGCUUCCAGCUAACUUUUAUUGAAAUAGACAGCCAGUAAACAAAUAAUGAGUCUAAGUGACGGAAGAAGCUCACCGGAAUUUGAUUCCGCAGAUGAAGAAGAAAAUAUUCAAAAUGAUGAUUCGUAUAUAAUGCAAGAAGACGAGUAUCAACCUCCUUUAUCGGCUAUUCCUCCAAAAGUAAUUCUUCAAGAAGAGGGUCAAGCAGAAGUAUCGUCGAGUCCAGCCUUUCAAUGUCUAGAUGAUCUUUUUCAAGAAGGUAAAUUAACGGGAACAAAAGUUGCGUUGCUGAAAGCAAAAUAUACAGAGUUACACGAAACACUAAAAAGGAGUAGGGAAAACGAACUCAACCUCCUAAGAUUAGCAAAGGACUACACAGAAGAAACUGAGAAACAGAAAAAUGAUUUAGAAUCUGCCGAUGAUUUUCCUGAAAACUGUAACACGGAAGUAUCAAAACUCAGGCAAAUUCUACUACAACACAAUAAUACAUUGAAAAUAAAAGAAGAUGCUCAAUAUCAAUUAGAAUAUCAAAUACAGAAUUUAACUGAAGAGCAGAAGAUAUUGGAGAGAGAAAAGGAUAGACUGCCAAACUCUGCAGAAAUGGAGAGAAAGGUAGCAGAACUCCAAAGAGCUUGUGAAGAUUUAAAAAAAGAAGCAAGUCAAAGACAAAGUGAAAGUAGAAGCUUGAAAGAAGAUGUUGAAAGACAGAAUAGGAAUCUUAAAAUAGAGCAAGAGCUGUUGAGAAAGAGAUUGACCGAAGUAGAACAAAUAAAGAGCAGUCUCGUUGCCGAAAAUGCAAAACCAGGUUUCUUGAAGAAGGAUGUCGAUAGAUUGACUAGACAGCAUAGAGAAUUAGAAGUAAAGUUGAAUAAUAUAGACAAAAAGUAUGAGGAAACGUCGGCCGUCGAAAAAAAUCGCAGUAAACAACUUUUCUCGGCUGAAGAAGAAAAUAGUCAAAUAAAACGAGAUUUAGAACAAGUUCAAGCUAAAUUACAGGAAACAGAGCAAAAAUACGACGUCCUUAUGAAGGAUGCAGGCUAUAUUAAAGACAGAGAAACAAUGCUUCUAGGUGAUAAAGGAACUCUAGAUAUGAGUUUAAGGCAUAUAUCAUUGGAAAAGAAGAAUCUACACGAAAUGUUUUCUAGACGACAAAGGGAACGUGACAGAGAUGCUAAAACUUACAAAAAAAUGGAACUACAACUAAAGAUUGCUGCAGACAAUUUAGUAAACACAAAUACAGUUCUGGAAAAAGUUAGAUCCGCAGCAAUCAAUGCUCCAAAAGAUGAUGGAUCUUUACAACAGAAGAAAGACGACCUAAAAAAAGAGGUUGAACAAACGAAGAGAGCUUUAGCAAAUCAGAAUUCCCUUACUACUAUUGAAACAGUUAAGGUGGAGCAAAGUAUUGCCAUGGAGGAGAGACUAUUAUAUCAACAAGGAGAUUUGAGGAUAGAAGUUGUAGAAUUAACAAGAUUAGCGGCUAUAAAGAAUGAUGAGAGAGAGCAAAAAGCUAGAGAUUUUAUGAGAGCUGAAAUGAGAUUUAAUAGAGCUGUUCAAGAUGUUAAAACAAAAGAUUUACAAAUUCAAGAUUAUCAGAAGAAAUUAAAUGAAUUGAAUAUAAAAUUAAAAGACUUUGCAAAGCUAUACGAUGUUAUAAAAACCGAAAGAAAUAAAUGUGUCCAUCUUAUCCAAACUUCAACUCAAAAGGCUGCUGAAAUGAGAGAAAAAAUAAAAAUCUUGCAAAAUGAAAUUGAAAUUCUAAGAACGUCUGUUGCUCAGAAAGAAAGACUGUUGCAAAAGUCGAGGAUGAAACAUCAAGAACAAAUCGGACAAAGGGAUUCUGUAAGGAAUGAACUGGCUAAACAACAAGGAAUUGACAAAAAAAUGAGAUCGGAAAGAGACGAACAACAGAAUGAAAUUGAUAAAUUAAAUACAAUGAUCAAUCAGACAGAAGAGCAAGUUGCCGACCAGAGGAAGAGAUACGAAAUUGCUACUCAACAAAGAAAUGAAAAAGGUAUUCAAUUGAUCGAGAGAAACGAAGAAGUUUGCGUCUUCUUAGAAAAGUGUAAUAUUCAAGAUGAAAUGAUCAGAAAUGGUGAUGUUCAAAUGAAGGUUAGAGACGAGGAGACGAGAUUCCUGAAGAUGCAAUUAGUCAAUGAAAGGAGGGAAUUAGAGCUAAUGAGGAAAAGUAUACCGGACAAAAAAGCAUUAGAAGAUGAACUUGUGACUUUAAAUAUACAAAUGCAAGCCUGUCAAGAUAGGCUUGUAGAUUUGGACGGAAGGACAGAAAAUGCUAACGACCCUACAAGAGUGAGAUUCUUAGAAGGAAAAGACCUACCUCCAGACAAGAUGAAGGAUAAACUUGAGGAGUUGGAAAGUAGAUUAGCUACUAAAGAAGAGCAAAUUUUGGAGAAAGAUCUCAUACUCCAGCAAGUGACCAGGCUUGCGCAAAGAGUUCAGAAAAAAUCCGAUUCUGGUAAAAUGGAUACCCUCAAUCUGGCUAAGCACGUAAACGAACUCCAAGCAAAAAUUAAGGAAGUUACAAGGAAAAUGAUGGGUCUUGUAUCUGAGUUAUCAAUGAAGCAAGCUCACGCUCUAAGAUUACAGCAAGAAGUAAAGGAGAAAGAGUCUAGUUUGGAGCAAGCCUACCUUAGAAUGGAAAAGAAUGAACCACCCUCAGAUGAUAUGGAAAUGGAGUGGAACAAGUAUGUUAGGGAUGAAAAUAGAAGAACAAAAGAUAUGCUCGAAGCCAGAAUGCGAACUGAAGAAGAAGAACAAUAUACACUUCCCGGUACAAUAACAUGCACUACAGCUGAACCAAGGCCUAAUGCCUAUAUUCCUGAUGAAGAAAAUGACUUACCAAUACCUAGGCCUUAUGGCGCUCAUGCUCCAUUUAAACCACAAGAACAAUCAUCCAAUAUGCGUCAUAUAAGAAAACCUGUGCAAAAACCGAUAGAAAUAUAA